Trematomus bernacchii (emerald rockcod) is the source of this 2475-nucleotide messenger RNA. Its product is annotated as cysteinyl leukotriene receptor 1-like. Gene Ontology annotation, cellular component: plasma membrane. The record is from RefSeq and is a predicted model, not a curated record. NCBI's taxonomy places the organism in Eukaryota, Metazoa, Chordata, Actinopteri, Perciformes, Nototheniidae. Gene Ontology annotation, biological process: G protein-coupled receptor signaling pathway. Gene Ontology annotation, molecular function: G protein-coupled receptor activity. The transcript is spliced from 5 exons. Bases 360 to 1310 code for a protein of 316 amino acids.
UCGCUCAGACACUCACUCAGGGUUUAUCGCCGCAGGAGAAGAGGGAAUAAACAGAGGGACGGAGAAUAAAAAUGAAAUGAAAUAAAAAAGAACAGGAUGAACGCGUGCGUGAGUAACAGCUCGUCAGUGGGGGGUUGUUCCGAGGACUCCUUUAAGUACCUGGCGUACAGCGUCACCUACCUGCUGCUGUUCCCCGUCACCCUGAUCUGUAACGGGGGGGCGCUCGUCGUCUUCAUCCUGCAGAGGAGCCGCAGAAGCUCCGCCUCCUGUGUCGUCAUGACGAACCUCGCCCUCUCAGACUUCAGCUUCUCGCUCACGUGCCUCUGAGGCUUCAUUAUUACUUCAGUGGACGCGUCUGGAUGUUUUCUGAUUGGCUGUGCAGACUCUACGUCUACUGCUUCUACGUCAACCUGUACACGAGCAUCCUCUUCCUGACUCUACUGAGCGUGCUCCGGUGGCUCGCGGUGACACGCCCCCUGCGUCAUCGCGCUCUGGCCACGCCCAAUAAAGCCCUAUUGGUCUGUUUGGGAGUUUGGUUGUUUGUGGGCGCGGCCUCCGCACCCUUCCUGCUCCAGGGAAGGAUCUGCAGACAAAGGCACUUUCAGCACAUUAAAAAAAGUACAGAACAAUUUGUCUGUCAAAGGAAAGAAAUACCUAUCCACUACCCAAAAUACUUUAUUUUAAACAUACAAAACAUCCCCUUUGAUUGUUAUUUUCCAUCCUCCCUAUCCUUCUCUCAGAUCGGGGGUUUACCACUGCUUCGACCCUCCGACUGGCUCCUUAUCGAGGAAGGUUCUGAUCAUGAACUACGUGGCGCUGUUGAUUGGUUUCCUGCUUCCCUUCCUCACCAUCGUGCUGAGCUACAGUCGGAUCGUGCGCCGCCUCACCAGACGCUCAAGCCUCCAUGGCGCCGAGGGUCCGUCCGCACGACUUCGCCAAUGCAACCGCCAGCGCUCCGUACACCUGGUCGCUAUGGUGAUGGUGACAUUCGUGGUGUGUUUCCUGCCGUACCACGUGAUGCGUUCGGUGCAUCUUCACGCCACGUUUGCCGGCUGGAGUUGCGAUGUCACGGCACCGCUGCAGAGGGUGGUCGCCGUGACUCUGUGCAUGGCGGCGUCCAACAGCGGCAUCAACCCGGUGCUGUACUACUACUCCACCCGCAGGUUCAGGGACAACCUGAGGGAAGCACGCACCUCGCUGUCCGGCCGCCGGGGGUCCAUCGCCGCCGCUAUUUCACUGAACCGCCGGAGAAGAAACAGCCCAAUGUCCCCCUAAACCAUGACAGUACACUUCCAAAGGACACUUACUAGCAUUGGACACUUAAUGGGUGUCCUACGAGGCACAUGAUUGGACGAAAGCUUGAUUAGUUUGUCAGCAUAUUUGGAAACGUCCUUCUAUUUCCUUACGAAGACCCAAUCCAACACCCAAUGGCCCCCUAAACCAUGAUGGUACACUUCCCUAGCAUUGGACACUUAAUGGCUGUGCUACGAGGCUCCUGAUUGGACGAAAGCUGGACCUAUUUGGCGAAAAAAAAGAUUGUUUGAAACAAAUUUGUUUUUGUAUUCCAGGAGAAAUGAUCUGAUUGGAUGACAGCUAGACCAACAGGGAGGCUCCUUUAGAAAUUCACAUAUCUCUUAACAAAGAUAUUUAAUCAUAGUUCAUUUUUACCCAAAAUGCCUUUUCGGGAGAUUGCAGAGACGGAAAGAUUUGCAUGAAAUCUACUUGAUCUUUUUGUAUAUUUAGUAUAUUAGUUGUAUUUAUUUAUUCAAAGGUGCUCUGAACUUAAAGCAGUACGAUUAUAAUAAUUCUUUAUGGCUUUGUGCACAAAUCCAUAUGUUUGUGCUUGUCUUGCAUACCACCACACUUACAAACAUUGGACACGUAAUGGUUGUGCUACGAGGCACCUGAUUGGACGAAAGCUUUUCAACCCGAACCAACAAGGCAGCUCUUUUGGAAAUUAGACAAGAAAAAAAGUAAUAUUGAAAGAAAUGUUGUAAUCAUUUAAUAAAUAGAAAUAUCUUUUUUGGAGGAUGAAAAAAACUCCAAAUAUUUCAGGAAAAACUGUAAUAACUGAUAUAUUUGUAAAUUGUUAAUAAUUGUAAAUUGAAAUAUUUCAGUAACAAAAUGUUGAUUGAAUUAUUUUUUUAUAGUUACAAUAUUUUGAGACAAAUGUUGAGUUAAAUAGAAAAUGUCUAGGAACAUUUUUUUAAUUAUUUUGAAUUUUUAUUAAGUUAACAAUUCUGCACUGUUAAGGGAAUAUAUAAUUAAACUAUAUUUUUAUGUUUUUAUCAAAGUUGGACAUUUUCUUGGUCUGCACAUAAGAAGUGUGUGUACGUGUGUACGUGUGUGUGUAAGUGUCUGAAUGUUUUAUUGCGUUUUAAAUGUUUCCUGUGAGGAAUAUUUAUUUACAUAUUUGUUUCCGUGGCACUAAAUGUUUUCAGUCACAUAAACAGGAAGCAUUUCUCUAACGCUGAA